Molecule: messenger RNA, 558 nt
Organism: Zingiber officinale
Lineage: Eukaryota; Viridiplantae; Streptophyta; Magnoliopsida; Zingiberales; Zingiberaceae
Product: cytochrome P450 84A4-like
Exons: 2
Coding region: 1-558 (185 amino acids)
Biological process (GO): lignin biosynthetic process
Molecular function (GO): oxidoreductase activity, acting on paired donors, with incorporation or reduction of molecular oxygen; iron ion binding; monooxygenase activity
Source: RefSeq, a predicted model, not a curated record
AUGUGGUCGCUCACACUACCCGACGAGGUAGCGACGCAGUCGUGCAAGGUAGCAACGUGGUCGUGCAAGGCAGCGGCUGCCUCACGAGGCGGAGACAAUGGCAUCAGUGAUCAAUGGGUGAUGGCGGAGCUGAUAAAGAACCCCGACAAGAUGAGCCGCGUCCAGGAAGAGUUGCCAGCCAUCGUCAUCUUAGAUCGUGCGAGUGAAGGAGAUGCUCUGUGCCUCUGCCUGCACCAAUCUAUCCCGUUGUUGCUCCACAAGACGAUGGAGGAGAGCCAAGUGGCGAGGUACUUGGUUCUAGCAUGGUCUCGUGUGAUGGUCAACGUGUGGGAGAUCGGGCAGCAGAUGUCAGUCUUAAAGGAAGCAAGGGCAUUCCGCCCCACACGAUUCGUCUCAAGUGGUGAGGCAGCAACAAUGGACUUCAAGGGGAAUUUCUUUGAGUUCCUUCCCUUCGGGUUGGGGCAGUGGCCCUACAUGUGGAUGCAAUUGGGACUUUAUGGGGUGGAGCUGGCGGUGAAACAAAUGGCAUAUUGCUUUGAGUGGAGCCUAGCAAACUAG